GCGACAUGGCCUAGGCCGGGGGGCGGCCUGCGCUCGGCCCGGCGGGCGGGGCGCGGGUCGGCGGCCAGGGCCAGGCUGGACCGGGUGGGGCGAGGCCGGGCCGGCCCGGCGGCUGGAGGAGGUGUGGGCCCCGAGCGGCCCGGCGGGGGAUGAGCCAUGGCUUCGGUGAAGGUGGCCGUGCGAGUGCGGCCCAUGAACCGCAGGGAAAAAGACCUAAAUGCAAAGUUUAUUAUUUCAAUGGAAAAAAAUAAAACAACAAUCACAAACUUAAAGGUGCCAGAGGGUGGUACUGGAGACACAGGACGAGAAAGAACCAAGACAUUUACUUAUGAUUUUUCCUAUUUCUCAGCAGACAGUAAAAGUCCCAGCUUUGUUUGUCAAGAAAUGGUUUUCAAAAAUCUUGGUACAGAUGUGCUUAAAUCUGCUUUUGAAGGUUAUAAUGCUUGUGUUUUUGCAUAUGGACAGACUGGAUCUGGGAAGUCCUACACCAUGAUGGGAAAUGCGGGUGACGCAGGUUUAAUACCUCGAAUUUGUGAAGGAUUAUUCAGCAAAAUCAGUGAAAAAACAAAGCGGAAUGAGGCAUCCUUUCGAACAGAAGUCAGUUAUCUGGAAAUUUAUAAUGAACGUGUGAGAGAUCUUCUCAGACGGAAGUCGUCAAAAACUACUAAUUUACGGAUACGAGAACAUCCAAAAGAAGGGCCAUAUGUUGAGGAUUUGUCUAAACAUUUAGUGCAGAAUUAUACUGAUGUAGAGGAACUUAUGGACGCAGGAAACAUAAAUAGAACGACGGCUGCAACUGGAAUGAAUGAUGUCAGUAGCAGGUCGCACGCCAUUUUCACAAUCAACUUCACUCAGGCUAAAUUUGAUUCUGAAAUGCCUUGUGAGACUGUUAGCAAGAUUCAUUUGGUAGAUCUUGCUGGAAGUGAGAGAGCAGAUGCCACUGGUGCCACAGGGGUUAGAUUAAAGGAAGGAGGGAAUAUUAACAAAUCUCUAGUUACUCUGGGAAAUGUCAUUUCUGCCUUAGCUGAUUUAUCUCAGGAUGCCACAAAUCCUCUUUCAAAGAAGAAACAAGUAUUUGUGCCUUACAGGGACUCUGUGUUGACUUGGCUGUUAAAAGAUAGCCUAGGAGGAAACUCUAAAACUAUAAUGAUUGCCACUAUUUCACCUGCUGAUGUCAAUUAUGGAGAAACUUUAAGUACACUUCGCUAUGCAAAUAGAGCCAAAAACAUCAUCAACAAGCCUACUAUUAAUGAGGAUCCUAACGUCAAACUGAUCCGUGAGCUGAGAGCUGAAAUAGCCCGAUUAAAAGCCCUGCUUGCUCAAGGGAAUCAGAUCGCACUCUUGGAUUCUCCAACAGCUUUAAGUAUGGAAGAAAAGCUUCAGCAGAAUGAAGCAAGGGUACAGGAACUGACCAAAGAGUGGACAAACAAGUGGAAUGAAACUCAAGAUAUUCUGAAAGAGCAAACCUUGGCUCUGAGGAAAGAAGGGAUAGGUGUUGUGUUGGAUUCUGAACUGCCUCAUCUCAUUGGCAUUGAUGAUGAUCUUCUCAGCACUGGUAUCAUCUUGUACCACUUGAAGGAGGGCCAAACAUAUGUCGGCAGAGAAGAUGCUAUGACAGAACAGGAUAUUGUUCUUCAUGGCCUUGAUUUGGAAAGCGAGCAUUGCAUCUUUGAAAAUCUCAACGGUACUGUGAAUCUAAUACCACUGAAUGGAGCGCAGUGUUCUGUCAACGGUAUUCAGGUUACAGAGGCCACACACCUAAACCAAGGUGCUGUUAUAUUACUUGGAAGAACCAAUAUGUUUCGCUUUAACCACCCCAAAGAAGCUGCCAAGCUAAGGGAAAAAAGAAAGAGCGGAUUGCUAUCUUCCUUCAGCUUGUCUAUGACAGAUCUUUCAAAAUCUUGUGAGAACCUGUCAGCGGUUAUGCUUUAUAACCCAGGGCUAGAAUUUGAGAGACAGCAACGAGAAGAACUUGAAAAAUUAGAAAGUAAAAGGAAACAAAUCGAAGAGAUGGAAGAAAAACAAAGAUCUGACAAAGCAGAACUUGUAAGAAUGCAGCAAGAAGUAGAGUCGCAGCGCAAAGAGACAGAAAUAGUACAGCUGCAAAUCCGAAAGCAGGAAGAGAGUCUGAAACGGAGAAGUGUUCACAUUGAGAGCAGGUUAAAGGAUUUGCUGGCUGAGAAAGAAAAAUUUGAAGAAGAGAGAUUACGGGAACAACAGGAGAUAGAGCUUCAAAAGAAAAAGCAUCAGGAAGAAAUUUUUGCCCGGGUCAAAGAGGAGUUGCAGCGACUACAAGAACUUAAUCAUAAUGAAAAAGCAGAGAAAAUGCAGAUUUUCCGUGAACUAGAAAAACUUAAAAAGGAAAAAGAUGAACAGUACAUUAAGCUGGAAUCAGAAAAAAAGAGACUUGAAGAACAAGAAAGGGAGCAGGUGAUGCUUGUGGCUCACCUAGAAGAGCAGCUUCGAGAGAAGCAGGUGAUGAUAGAGCUCCUGAAGAGAGGGGACGUACAAAGAGUUGAAGAAGAGAAAAGAGAUCUUGAAGAUAUUAGAGAAUCUCUUUUGAAAGUCAAGGAAGCCCGAUCUGAAGGUGAUGAAAACUGUGAAGAGUUAGAAAAAGCACAGCAUAAUUUCGUAGAGUUUAAAAGGAAACAGCUGGAACAGUUGACUAUUUUGGAAAAAGAUUUAGUUCAACAAAUGGAUCACCUGGAAAAGGAAAUAGUAGAUGAAAAAAGAGCUCUGGAACGCUUAAAAUUUGCGCAUGAAGAACACUUACAUCUCAAGAGAGAUGAUGAAAACUUUGUAGAGGCCGUACUCAAGGCUGAAGAAGUUGACAAGAUAAAGCCAGUGGAGUACAGGCUCCAAUCGAAAGUUCGCCAGCUUGAGUACCUGAAGAGUAAUCAUUUGCCAGUUCUGCUGGAAGAAAAACAUAGAGCUUCUGAAAUCCUUGAUAGAGGCUUGUUAGGGUUAGAUAACACUCUCUAUCAAAUAGAGAAAGAAAUAGAAGAAAAAGAAGAGCAGCUUGCCCAGUAUAGAGCUAGCACAAAUCAGCUGCAGCAGCUUCAAGAAACCUUUGAAUUCACAGCCAAUGUAGCUCGUCAGGAAGAAAAGGUUCGGAAAAAGGAAAAAGAAAUCCUUGAAUCAAGGGAAAAACAGCAGAGAGAGGCGCUGGAGCAAGCUGUUGCUAAACUAGAAAGGAGGCACUCUGCUUUGCAACGCCGUUCGACGAUAGACUUUGAAAUUGAAGAGCAGAAACAGAAGCUCGCCACCUUGAACAACAGCUGCAGCGAACAGGCCGGUCUGCAGGCUAGUCUGGAAGCUGAGCAGAAAGCCCUGGAGCAAGACCGAGAACGAUCUCUUUAUAGCCUGGACCAGGAAAUUCAGCAGCUGAAACAAAAAAUUUACGAGGGUGAUGGUGGUCAGAAAGGAAAUCACGGAACUUUGGAAGAGAGACUCUCCCAUACGGCUUCCCCUACCAGCCCAACAAAGCCCCAGCCACCCGCCGCUCCGCUGGUUGAUGAUAGGAUAAAUGCCUUUAUUGAGCAAGAAGUGCAGAGAAGGCUGCAGAAUAUUCAUCAUAAAGCUGAGGAGAAUGAUGUUAGCCUGUCCUGGUCUACCGAAAGUUUAAAGGAUAAUGAGAGGCUCAAUAAUGGCACUGUUCAACGCAAGCUGAAGUAUGAGAUUGGGCAUAGCUUUUUCCUUAUUCGAAAGAAAAGUCAACAGUGGCAGCCACCUGAUGGCUUUCCAUUUAUGUCUAAAGAUGGCAGUUGUGCUUCUGAGUUGUGUGGAGAAAAUGCAGAAGUAAGAGGCCAUAAAAGACAGAAGGAAUAUACAGAGAUGUGGGAAUUAUUUUCCAGUUCUGGAAGAAUCUCCUCUCCUUUUACAUCAGAGAAGGCACUUGAGAAUGAAAGGAGUAAUUCAGACCAGGAGAGCUUUGCUUGUCGUUGUGACAUUGAAAGUAGUUUAAUUCACUCCAAAAAUACUAAUACUUUAAAGAGUAAGAAUGUUCCUUUUCAGAAUGUUUUAUCUACUUCUUUACGAAGUCAUGACUUAAAUAACGUGGCUUAUUCACUCUGCAAGGUUAAAAAUUUCAAUCAUUUUGACAAUAAAAUAAUGACUUCUCAGGAUUGUGACAGCUCAAGAACUGAAUCUGAUUGUUCCCACUUGAAACAGCUGUCUCCUGUAGGAUCCUUAAUGGGUGCUAAUGAGCAGGAUGGCUUUAACAACACAUCGUGCCUUCUCUUUUCUCAGUCUAAUGUACAUUCUGAAAUAAUAACUUGUAAAGAAAAUAGCCCAUUUAACACACUGCACCCGACAAUCGAAGACCAGUCUAGUAAUUCUCAGCUUCCGACACAAAAAGCCUCUGGUCUGAUUUCUUUUAAGUCAAUAGCUUCUCAUUCUGAUGCGAGCCCAGAGCACACCUAUGGUUUGGGCUAUCUUUUCAGUAAGCUUUCCUGUCUUUACAAAGUUACCAGUAGUCAUCUGCCCAACACUAUGGUGUUUUCUAAACAAAUUAAGGAGCUGGGAAGUUUGUGUGAUGGAAACGAGAAAUACGCACAAGCGGUAUCAUUAAUAAAAAAUCUACCGUUUGUAAGAAACUUGCAAGUAAAUGUAUUCUUCAAGUCAGAUAUGAAUCAAGAUAUGACCCACCCUACCGAUGAUGCCAAAGCUCAUACUGAAAAUGUCAUUCAGCCUGAAUCCCCUGUGCAAGAGGCCAUCACGAUGUGUGUAAGCACAGGAAUCUCUGAUGCCUAUGCAAGAAAGCCCUCUGAAGGCUUUGCGUGCUGUUGUAAAAAAGAAGAGCUGGAAAACAAUCUUGUGUUAAGACAGAAAUUUGUGCACUUUCCUGAUAUCUUCUUGAAGCUUCAGCUCUGUUCUUUGGAAAGAGUGCUGGAAUUUUUGACCCGUGCCUUACCUCAAAUUUGUGUUAGAAUGGAGGAGUUGAAAGGUAUAUACUGGCUCGCUGUUGGCAAUUGCAAAAAACCUGAUCCACAACCUGCUUGCUUGCUGUUGUUCAGCUCCAUUCUGUAUGUCGUUGUUUCUUCAGUUGAACAAGAUGUCUGUCAGAGUUCCUUGGCAAUGUUUCAUGAGGUUCCCAUCGUCACUAUAAAGGAGAUUCAAGUCGGCUUUGCUGGACAGAAUAUUAGUCUUCUGUGUUCUGCUGAAGAUGGUUUACUCACAAUAUUUACCUAUAACAAGCACUUCACUCAAAGAAUUUGCCAUGAUAUAAUGAACAUUUUGAUUUCUACAACGGAUGAUGCUGUUUAUUUAAAUCACCAGCUCUUGAAAGAUGAUUUGAUGCAGAUUUCUCUUGACUGGACAUCAGAAGUAGAUGACUUAGUUUUAUCAAACGGAAUACGGUUGUCCUGUAAAUUUAGAACUGAAUUAGCUGAUCUGGUUUACUUACUCCAUGAAAAUAUGGGAGGUAUUAAACCUUCAUUAGGUGACACUCAUGUACUGCUGUAUACCUCGGUGAAAGUAGACUGUGCUAAGCAGACCGUGUAUAGAGCUCUUGUUCUUACAACUACUCAUAUAGGACUCUUAAGGGAGUGUAUUGUCUUUUAUCCUGCAACUUACUUUUUCGAUGCUUCGUGCCAACAAUUACAAUCUGACAGCCUCCAGUUGUACAGUUUGAAUGAUAUCCGAUGUGUAGUUUUGCCAGACAAAGAGAAUUUCACCCAAAUUGAGCUUGUGUUUUCUAGAAGGAGCAAGGUUGGGUCUGAUUCAGGAAUUGGUUUUUCAAAAUACUGUGAAAAAGGAAUAAAUACCCAGCUGACAGUCAUCCCAUCAAUUCUUCAAAGCAGUUUGCAUAUCCCUUCGGAAAUCUGGAAAUUAACAUUCAGUUCAAGUGAAGAAGCCAUUUGGCUAAUUAUGCAUCUGACUAGGUGUUGAAAUCCAAAUACGUUUAGAUACAUUCAAAAUAAGAGGCUAAUGAAUAUUGAUAAAAUGCUUUUUUUUUUUUUGCUUUAAUAUAUCAAUAAGCAAAGAGUCCUUUCAGCUCGUAAGGAAAUACCGUAGGGUGUGUACAGAUAUCUUAGCAAAAAUCAUUAUUACUUGAGUGCUUACUCUUUUUGAAUCUCUAAUAUCUACUUGGGAAGGUUAGGAAAUUAAAUGUUCCUAUUUUAUGUGGUAGGUGGAUCAAAACUGUAAUUACAGCUGUGUCUUCUGAUUUUCAUUUUGGCUGUUGUUUCUGGCUCCCUCCAUCUCCUAUCCAUCUUCAUUAAUGUCUUCUCCAUCCCUCCUUGAUUGCCUUUUUCUUAAUCUUUCUGAACAUCUUUGGUUUUCAUGCUUCUCAUCUGUUUCAUGCCCUUGAUCUCAAUAUUUCAAAACAUCUGCGAUAUUAUUAUUUUUUUUUUCUCUGAGCUGUAAGAUAUGUUUAGGUUCCUAAGGUACAUUCACUGUAUGCUCUUAAUACUAAGGGUGUUUAGCUUUUUAUAUUUACGAUUUUGGGAAGAGUAGCAUUGACAAUUCUCUUCUGCUUCCGAGUUUUACAUUGAGGAUUAUUGCACUCUCACAUUAAAGUUUGUCACACGUGCAAGAGGAGUUGUGUUUGCUUAUCCUAAGUUGUGUCGACCGAGGUAGUGGGGAUUGUUGGAUUUGCCAUAUUUCUUUUCUCAUGGGUUUACCCUCUGCCCAGAGCUAACAGAGUAUAGGCUACAUGGACAUAGUGCAACAGAAGAGGAAAAAUGCAGAGAACAUCCAAUACUCUUUAAAUUUCCCCCUCCCCUCCUUUUCUUGCAGAGAAGCGAGGCAAUACAUGGCUUUAAGUGAGUCCUAUUUAUUUUGUCAAAUAGUUAACUUGUACACCCCCACAACAGAACAAGUCUUUACAUCCCCUUGAUGUGAGUGUUUAAGGGAAAUGUGAUGUGAAAAUGAACCUGGUUAAAGGGUGUAAACAGGUGUUGGUUUUGCUUUGAAUAGCAUUUCGACCUUUGGUCAUGCUACUAUACCUGUGGUAAGAGAAGCGUUUCGGGGUUUAUGAUCUGCAGACAUGCAUUACCCAUUGUCAGGUAAUGGUAGGACUGGAGGGAAUGGAUUAGAACUAGAGAUGGGUCGAUUCAGGCUGGAUGUUAGAAGUUCUUCACCAUGAGGGUGGUGAGACACUGGAACAGGUUGCCCAGAGAGGUGGUGGAAGCCCCAUCCCUGGAAGUUUUUAAGGCCAGGCUGGUUGGGGCUCUGAGUAACCUGAUCUAGUGGGAGGUGUCCCUACCCAGGGCAGGGGUGUUGGAACUAGAUGAUCUUUAAGGUGCCUUCCAACCCUAACAAUUCUAUGAUUCUAUGAUUCUCGUGCUCUUAAAUGGAUAGUUAGCAACUGGGGGUACUGCCUGAAGGGUGGAGUAAGUUUAACUCUAAAGUUCUCUCCAUGUAAUGUGCCUGGCUUGACUUUCCUCCUCUUCUGCUUGCUUACUGAUGGGGUUGUUGAUGCUGUGAGGUUGCAUCUCUUGUAGUCUCUUAAUAUUAAAUUCCAAGAAAUAAUGGAACUAUUGAACAUUACUAAAAGACUUCCAUUAGUCAAAACUUCCCUUUAGCUUAGCACAAGGUUAUUCUUUACUUGUUACCCUGUCAGAUGUUCAAAUAAUAAGCCAUUGUCUCCCAUCUUUUGUUUCUUCCCUUGUAAGGGGGGCUAAAUACCUUUGAAUCCUGUUGCUCGAAUGUGCCAUCUGCCUUGUUUGAGGAAGAUGAUCUUUGGCAGAAAAGACAGUGAUAUCUAAUCUGAAAUUCUAAAUUCUGUAAGCAUAUUUGCAGUAGAGGUGCAAUCUUCUACUAGACGGAGUUAGACUUCAGUCUCUCUACUACUAUAAGAACAUUUCCCAUUUGUUCUUGCCAUAUGUUAAGGCCGGAUAAUGUAAUUCAUGUGGGAUUUAAAAAGAAAUAACUUGCAUUGGCUGGGGGAGUUGUGUCUGGAAGGAUGAAUGUUGGUUUGGAUGGAGAAUUAAGACGUUGGGUUUUUUAUAUCAUAACAAAACUUUCUACUUCCUUAAGGAGGUCCAAAGAUGAGGAAAAUGUGUUGUAUUCUUUUCAGAUAUGGUUUGUGUUUUUAAAAAAAAAAAAGUAUACACAACUAUCUCGCAGAACAUGGAGCAGACAGAGUAGUUAUGAGUUGGAGUGUAACCUCAUGUCAGUCCAGUUUAAGAGUGGCUUCCUCACGGGCAUCAGUCAGCCAUUUCGUACCAAAGUUAAUAUCGAGUGUCCCUAUCUGGGAGAACUGUCUUAAUAAAGGCUGUUAAGUGACAGCAAUUUCUGCAAAUAAUUCCUUUUUAGAUUGUACCCCAAAGUUAAAUGUUUGUGCCUGUUGUGUUCCAGAUAACAUGGUUUUCCUCCGUUGUGUUUGUUUUCAAAUCUAACUCAAUGAAUAUUCCGCAAUUUUAUGAAAAAAUGACUUCACAGCAAUAUCUUUUAUUCUACUGUAAAUGAAACAUAACAUAAUGAUCGAUGUUUAUGACUAUCAAAGCAUUAUUUAAUGUAUUAGGGUGUGUUUUUCAGAGUACUUUGUGUUUGAGAUUAUUUUCCUUUCUGACUAUUAGCUGUUUGUAAUAGAACUCUGAAAAUGACUGCCAAUAAAUUACGUGUUGACGGAGGUGGCUUUAAGAGUGACUUUAUGGUUUUAUUGGUGUUUUAAAAUAGAUGAUAUUGUUGUCAAGGCAAUGAACUCCUCUUUCCCCCAAGGAAAGAAUUGCUUACAUUUCUGUGCUCCAGAAAUGAGUUUUAGUUGAAAAGCCAGUAAGUUGAGGACAAGUGAAAGAAGGGCACUAUGGAGAGGAGAAAACCUUUGUUCUGCAAACAAAAGUCACUAAAAAUAUUUUUCCAUUCCAGUGCAAACUUUUUUUUUAUAUUUUGACUGAAAAAAG
Chroicocephalus ridibundus (black-headed gull) is the source of this 8846-nucleotide messenger RNA. It is a transcript of the gene KIF16B, whose product is annotated as kinesin family member 16B. Lineage: Eukaryota; Metazoa; Chordata; Aves; Charadriiformes; Laridae. Gene Ontology annotation, molecular function: ATP binding; phosphatidylinositol binding; microtubule binding. Gene Ontology annotation, biological process: microtubule-based movement. The record is from RefSeq and is a predicted model, not a curated record. Bases 157 to 5889 code for a protein of 1910 amino acids. The transcript is spliced from 24 exons.